Molecule: messenger RNA, 744 nt
Organism: Funneliformis geosporum
Lineage: Eukaryota; Fungi; Glomeromycota; Glomeromycetes; Glomerales; Glomeraceae
Source: the annotation of a GenBank genome assembly
AUGACCUUACAGAUCUUCCUUUUCUUAAAGGUCUUAAAGUAUUGCCUACAUAGUGCAAAGGCCUUAAGCUUCAAAUUGAUGAAGUUAACACGACAAAUAGUUUUGGAUAUGAAGGCAAUGGUCAUAAAGCUGACCUUGAGUUUUUCAAAGAUCGCAAAUAAAAUGUUGAUUGAGCAUUCUAGUACACGCCAAGAUGGGACAUGGUUCUUUUCCAAUAAUCAAUAUGCUGGCUCUAUUGGAAUUAAACUAUAUUCAGAUUUUUUGAAAGAAAGCACACACAUAGAAAAUGAGACAUUUACCAACUUUCAGUCAAGUUUUCUAAAAAAGGAUGGCACAUUAAAUCCAUCACUGCAAAAGAUUCGAAAAAAUUUUGAACCCAGCUGUAUUCCCAGUGAUCUUAAGAACAUACUUCGCAUUCAUCUUGAGUUUCCUGGAGUUAAGGGUUUUAAACCAGAAACUAGUGUAAAAAGAGAUUUAAAGUAUCCUGGUGUUGAAGACGUGAUAGUUUACAUUGACUGCUCAAAUAUGGAUGAAUUUUUUUAUGAAAACAUUCAUGAAAACCAGAAAGUUGUUCAUAUUUUAAAAAAUAUUAUCAGAUAUAUGACAGCUAAAUCAGGAGAAGUGACUUGCAACUGCCAGAUUCUGAAGUGUGAAGAUACACAUUGCUCAUGUUUCAAAAAAAACAAGAAAUGUGAUUCAUUAUGUGAAUACUGCAAACAAGAGAGUUGCAAUAAUUUAAUUUAG